This is a messenger RNA of Salvia miltiorrhiza (redroot sage), 8599 nucleotides long. RefSeq lists its product as uncharacterized. Lineage: Eukaryota; Viridiplantae; Streptophyta; Magnoliopsida; Lamiales; Lamiaceae. The record is from RefSeq and is a predicted model, not a curated record. The coding region runs from base 707 to 6139 and encodes 1810 amino acids. Gene Ontology annotation, molecular function: nucleic acid binding. The transcript has 2 exons. Gene Ontology annotation, biological process: DNA integration.
UUGGGCGUAUUUAUACGCAUUUAUUUGAGGGAUUUUAGAAUGUUUUCAAUGCUUAAUUCGUGUUAAAUAUAAUCUUUUGGAUAUGGAUUAUGGUCUUAUGUGAAUUUUGAUGGUAUUUAAUAGGUUUUGAAGAAAAGACAUGAUUUUGAGAAGAAUUUUGAAAGCUUGAAGUGGUAGAGAAUGAAGGCUGUGCGGACAAGGAUUAAUGGGCUGGAUCUUUGAUUAUUAUUAACUGAUCAUAUUUAAAUUGUUUUGGGAUUGGGAAUAGUUCCAAAUUUGGACCUUUGCACCACUUUUCCCUAUUAGCUUUUACGUCAUUAGACUAGUUGCCUAGUUGCCUAAUUAGACUUGUUUUAGUUGCCUUAUUAGACUAAGGUUUUGAUUAUUAGAUAGUAUAUAUAAUGGUAUUCAGCACACUUUAAUCACAAUACAAUAUAUCACAUAGCUUCUGCAACUUUGGAGAGCAGAAUUCUGGACGCAAGUUUUGGAGCAAUUCAAGCUUUAAUUAGAUAAAUUCUCGCCAGUCCCUUGGGAGACGAUCUUGCUUACUGCUAUCUGCGCAGUGUGGGCAUACCGGCUGACUGCCGGAUAUUUUUGGUGUAAAACGACGCACCAAAUUUUGGCGCCGUUGCCGGGGAUUUGGUUUUAAGCAGGAUUUUACUGAUUUCAGUCUGUCUUUUAUUUUUAGUUAUUUUAUUUUUAGUUUAUGCCCCGUUCUUCUCGUACAGGCAUAUUAGUUUUUGAUCCAGAAAUCGAGAAAACCGCACGAAAGUUAAAGAAGCAAGCUAAGGAGUGGAAAAAGAGAUCAAAUUCUGCCCCAUCAAGUCUUGAGGAACAACCAAAAAUAGAAGUUCCAAUGGAUGACCGUGAUGAGGACGAUAGAGAGAUCGUGGAUCCUCGACAGGAAAGACCUCAACUGAUCAGAGAGUUAGGCCGUCAUAGAAACAAUCGCCCUUUGUGCAUUGUCCUUCCUGCCAUUAAUGGCAACGCUGAAAUACGGCCUGGUUUCAUUCAAGUGCUACCCAAGUUCGGUGAUUUACCUGGAGAGAGUGCACACAAGCAUCUGGCUGAAUUUGAUCUAGUUUGCUCAACUCUACGCCCUCAUGGUUUUACUGAAAAUAAUUUGAGGCUCUUGACUUUCUCUCAUACUUUGCAGGGUAGAGCGAGAGAUUGGCUUUUUGAUCUUCCUCCUGGUUCGAUUAGAACUUGGGGAGAUUUAGAAGAACAAUUCUUGCGAAAAUUCUUUCCUGAGUCCAGAGCUGCAAAUUUGAGAAUGGCCAUUAGCAGCAUUAAACAGAAGAAGGCGGAGAGUCUAGCCGAUUAUUGGGAGAGAUUCCAACAGCUGUGUCGCAAGUGUCCUGAUCAUGGAUUUUCUGACUACCAAUUGCUUACUAACUAUUUUUAUCGUGGUAUGUCUUCUUUUGAUAGGAAAAUUGUUGACGCUGCUUGUGGUGGAAGCUUGACCAAUAAAACUUUGGACGAAGCAAAGCAACUCAUCGUUGACAUGGUUUCAAAUGGCCAACAAUAUGAGGAUGAGGAUGAUGAUCGUUAUAGGCCAGUGCAGAAAGUAGAAGAUUCCAACAUGAACGAGAGAAUUGAUGCUCUCACCUCUUUAGUUAGAGGACUUGCUGUCUCUAAAACUCAACACGUUCAAUGUGGAAUUUGCUUUGAAAAUAAUCAUCAUACUGAUGCAUGUCCAUCUCUGCAGGAUAAUAAUACUGAGCAAGCGUGCAUGGGAUCCGCUGAUGAGCAAGAGAUGAACGCACAAAGGCAAAGGCGAAACGACCCUUUUUCCAACACCUACAAUCCAGGGUGGAGAAACCACCCAAAUUUUAGGUGGAGACAGCAGGAACCAGGGAUGUACGCGCCAAAUCCGCCGCAGGCUGGACAGUAUGCCCAUACCGCACGUCCUGCACCGAGUUCUGCACCCAAUAUGAACGAUAUCAUGAAGAGCCUCGCCCAGAGCAGUGAAAUUGUGAAGAAUUUGGUGCAAAGUCAGCAGGCAUUCCAGCAUGAAACUCAGGCAGCGUUGAGUAAUAUGGGCACACAAAUCACGCAGUUAGCCACUCAGGUGAACAAGCUGCAGGCGAAUCAAGGUCGACUUCCUUCUGUCACGGAGAUGAAUCCCAAGGAAAAUGCAAGUGCUGUAACUACAAGAAGUGGGAGAAUUCUAGUUGAGCCACAACUUAAGCAGCAGGACAAAGAAGAAAAGCCCGAUGAAGCCAAGGACGAUGCAAUUAGUGAGAAGUCACCAGAAUCCACCGAGCCUAGCUCUUCUAAGGUAAGUGGAAAACCUAAGGUUUCAAUUCCUCAAUCACUGAUUGCACCACCUUUUCCUUCUAGGUUGGCUCAGAACAAGAGAAUUGAAGAAGAGAAGGAUAUUCUGGAAAUAUUCAAGAAGGUAGAAAUAAACUUGCCCUUGCUUGAUGCAAUUAAGCAAGUUCCCAGGUACGCAAAGUUUUUAAAAGAGUUAUGCUCUAAGAAAAUGAAGUUUGGGAAUGAUGCGAGAAUUCGAGUGAGUGAGAAUGUUUCUGCUGUUCUGCAAAGAAAAUUGCCCCAAAAGUGUCGAGAUCCUGGUAUGUUCACUAUUCCAUGCAUUAUAGGUAAUAAGACUGUUGAGAGAGCCAUGCUAGAUUUAGGAGCAUCCAUAAAUGUCAUGCCUUAUUCUAUGUAUAAGGAUUUGCAAUUAGGACCUUUGAAAGACACUCGUGUUAUCAUUCAGUUAGCUGAUAGGUCUACUGCAUAUCCCGAAGGUGUUGUUGAGGAUGUCCUUGUCAAGGUCAAUGAUUUGAUUUUUCCUGUGGAUUUUUAUAUUGUUGAUAUGGAUGAUUCUGCUAAGCAAUCCUUGAUUCUUUUAGGGAGACCAUUCAUGAAAACUGCUAAGGCAAAAAUUGAUGUGGAUAGUGGAAUGCUUAGCUUUGAAUUUGAUGGAGAUGUUGUCACAUUUAAUAUUUUUGAGGCUAUGAAGCAUGUUGAGGAUCCUGAAUCUGUGUUCAUGAUUGAUGUUAUUGACCAUUUGGUUGAGGAAUUUGUUGAGAAUUUCAGGGAGGAUGAGCUUGAGCAUGUUAUUUUCAGUUCCCUAACUGAAGAGAACUCCAAAACUGAGGAGAAUGAAGCCAUUAGAGAGAUUAUCAUGCAGCUGUACUCAACGGAGGAAAUUCCAGUUCGGCACCUGUCGAGCAGGAUGCCCAUACCGACCAGCACAGAACCGAUUUUGCCCUCUGUUGUGAAGCCACCGAAGCUGGACUUGAAGGUACUGCCCCAGCAUCUGAAAUAUGUGUUUUUAGGAGAGGAUGACACGCUGCCAGUAAUCAUCAACAAUGAACUCAGUGCAGAACAAGAGGUAAGGUUGGUAAGUCUUCUUAAGAUGCAUAAAUCUGCCAUUGGAUGGACUAUAGCCGAUAUCAAAGGUAUUAGUCCCUCUACUUGCAUGCAUAGAAUCUUACUUGAGCCUAAUAGUAAGCCGUCUAGGGAUCCUCAAAGAAAAUUGAACCCUGUCAUGAAAGAAGUUGUGCUUAAAGAAAUUCUUAAAUUGCUUGAUUUGGGGAUUAUUUAUCCGAUUUCUGAUAGUACAUGGGUCAGUCCUGUUCAUGUGGUUCCUAAGAAGUCUGGUUUUCAAUUGGUUAAGAAUGAGAAGAAUGAGUUGAUUCCCAUGAGGUUGCAAACUGGUUGGCGUAUGUGCAUUGAUUUUAGGAAGUUGAAUAAUGCUACUAGGAAAGAUCAUUUUCCAUUACCUUUCAUUGAUGAGAUGCUUGAGCGAUUGGCUGGUAAGGAAUUCUUUUGUUUUCUUGAUGGCUACUCUGGAUAUUUUCAAAUUUUUGUAGCUCAGGAAGAUCAAGAGAAAACCACUUUUACUUGUCCUUUUGGCACUUUUGCAUGGCGUCGUAUGCCGUUUGGAUUAUGUAAUGCUCCUGGUACUUUUCAGCGUUGUAUGAUGAGUCUAUUUUCUGACAUGAUUGAGAGUUGCAUAGAAAUUUUCAUGGAUGAUUUUACUGUGCAUGGAGACUCUUUUGACCAUUGCUUGACUAAUCUUGAGCAAGUUUUGCAGAGAUGUGUCGACACUAAUUUGGUGUUGAACUUUGAAAAAUGUCAUUUUAUGGUGAGAGAGGGGAUUGUUCUUGGGCAUGUGAUUUCUGCAAGAGGAGUAGAAGUUGAUAAGGCGAAAAUUGAUUUGAUUGUUAAGUUACCUUAUCCUUCUAAUGUGAAAGAGAUUCGUGCUUUCUUAGGCCAUGCAGGUUUUUAUAGGCGCUUCAUUAAAGACUUCGCAAAGACUGCUCAACCUCUCACUAGGUUGCUUCAUCAAGAUGUGUCUUUUGUGAUCGAUGACAAGUGCAAGGAGGCCUUUGAUUUGUUGAAGAGUAGACUCACUUCUGCCCCCAUCAUUCAGGCACCAAUUUGGGGAGAGCCUUUUGAAAUCAUGUGCGAUGCAAGUGACUUUGCCGUUGGAGCAGUGCUAGGGCAGAAAGUUGGGAAAGAGAGCCAUGUGAUUUACUAUGCUUCCAAAACUCUCAACCCGGCUCAAUGCAAUUACACAACCACGGAGAAGGAGCUUUUAGCCAUCGUUUUUGCUUGUGAAAAAUUUAGAUCUUAUUUGAUUGGCUCUAAAGUUGUUGUUUAUUCUGACCAUGCAGCUCUUAAGUAUUUGCUCUCUAAAAAAGAAUCUAAGCCUCGCUUGAUCCGUUGGAUUCUUCUUUUGCAGGAAUUUGACUUGGAGAUUAAAGAUAAAAAGGGAGCCGAGAACUUGGUAGCUGACCAUUUGAGCAGAUUGCAGACUGUGUCGGACGGUAUGCCCAUACCAGACGAUUUUCCAGACGAACAGCUGCUACACAUCGACGAUAACACUCCUUGGUAUGCUGAUUUGGUUAAUUUUCUAACUGCUGGAAUUUUUCCUAAGGGAAUGGAGACAGCCCGUAAGAAUAAGUUGAGGAGCCAAGCAAAAUACUUCAUAUGGGAUGAUCCUUAUUUGUGGAAGACUUGUGCGGAUCAAGUGAUACGACGUUGCAUCCCUGAUGAGGAGGUUCAUUCCAUUUUGAAUUUUUGCCAUGCUCAUGCUUGUGGAGGUCACUUUGGUCCCAAAAGAACGGCACGUAAGAUUCUUGAUUGUGGUUUUUAUUGGGAAAGUAUUUUUAAGGAUUCUUACAAUUUCUGCAAAAAUUGUGACAAGUGCCAAAGAACAGGUAAUAUCUCUUCUCGCAAUGAAAUGCCUCAAGUCCCUAUUUUGGUUUGUGAAAUCUUUGACGUUUGGGGAAUGGAUUUUAUGGGGCCGUUUCCUAGUUCUUUUGGAAAUUCUUACAUUCUUUUGGCUGUUGAUUAUGUUUCGAAGUGGGUGGAAGUGAAGGCCACCCGCACUAAUGACUCUAAAGUUGUUGCAGGGUUCCUUAAAGCUAAUAUUUUUAACAGAUUUGGAGUGCCCCGUGCCAUCAUUAGCGAUCAAGGAACCCAUUUUUGCAACCGCACUUUGGAAGCACUUUUUAAGAAAUAUGGAGUCCACCAUCGAGUUGCCACGGCAUAUCAUCCCCAAUCCAACGGUCAGGCUGAAGUUUCUAACCGAGAAAUCAAGAGCAUCCUUGAGAAAACAGUCAACCCGAGACGAAAGGAUUGGAGUUUGAGACUGGACGAUGCGGUAUGGGCAUACCGCACUGCAUUCAAGUCACCGAUUGGUAUGUCUCCGUACAGGCUGAUUUUUGGGAAGCAAUGUCAUUUACCUGUUGAGAUGGAGCAUAAAGCUUUUUGGGCCGUGAAGGAAUUCUGUUUAGAUGAGAAAGUUGUUGGCAAAGAGCGGAAAUUUCAACUGCAAGAAUUAGAGGAGAUUCGAUUGGAGGCGUAUGAUCAUGCAAGUCGUUACAAGGAACGAACCAAAUUUCUACAUGACAAAUACAUUCGAAGGAAAUCCUUUGAAAUUGGGCAGAAGGUUCUCUUGUUUAACACACGCUUAAGGAUUAUGCCAGGAAAAUUGAAAUCUCGUUGGUUGGGCCCAUUUGAAGUUGUUAGUGUGAGUCCUCAUGGAGCUGUGGAAAUCCAAAGCCUCGAAACACGAAAGUGUUUUAAGGUUAAUGGACAAUUACUCAAGCCAUACUAUGCUGGAGUCGAGAUGGAGUCGUUCAAUGCGCUCAGCCUGACGUCUCCAAUCAUUGUCUAAGGAUUUUGAACUUCUUUUCUGUCCAGCCAAGGACGUUAAAUAAAGGCGCUCAUCGGGAGGCAACCCGAUUUUUCUUGCCCUUGUUUUGUUUAUUUUCGUUUUUUCUCUCUUUAAAAAAAAAAAAAAUUAUUAAAAAAAAAAAAAAAAAAAUUAAAAAAAAAAAAUUAUAAAAAAAAAAAAAAAGCUUUGGGUGUGUUUUGAUCAUUUUCGCAGGUUUGGGGGCCGCAUUGAAGUUACUUAAGAGUUGGGGGACCAAUGUGCAAAAUCUGGAACUAGGAUUUUAUUUUGACAUUAGUCAAAAUUCCUCCCCAACUCUCCCCACGUUUCCCCCUCCAUUCCGCCGCUGCUGCAGUUCCGAACGCCCGCCCACCUCUGCGUACACCGAGUACGAGUCCUCUGCCGGCGCCUCUACCCUUUCCGGUGGCCCAUUCCUCAUCGCCGGAAGCUAAAUCCCCCUCAUCCACCUACAUGAUUCCAGUUCAGGGAAGUUCAUUUCUUUUUGCUUUUCGUUGUUGAAGCUUUCGUUUUCUUUUAGUUGUCUGCUGUUGUUUCUGUUUUGGUCUGUCAUACUCUCACACAAUGAGGACAUUGUGUUGUCCAAGUGUGGGGGGGUGUCUUUGUUUUGUUUGCCUUUUUGCUCUGUUGGUCUGUUGGUUUGGUCUUCGAGUCAGUUUCGAGUCCUUUGGCAAUGUUAUGAUGGAUGAUGUGAAGAGUUGAAAUUAGGAUAUUGGAUUUGGUAUGAUAGGUUGUUGCUCUUGUGAUGGAAUUGUGCAUAUGUUCGUAGGUGUUCUUGUAUGAGAAAAACGUGCAAAAUUUGAUCAAAAUACUUGAAGCCUACUAAAUUGUGAGGAUUGAGCCUUAAUGAGCACACAUGACUAGCUCCAAUUGUUUCUUUGAUGAGUGAUUGAUUCGAACUUCUAUGCUGAAUUUCUGGUUUGCCCUGUUGCCAUAGUCAAGACUGAGUUUGAGAAUUUAAUGCAUGAAAAUGAUUAAGGCAUUUAGGAAUAACCAUUAUUUUGGCCUGAACAUAUGAUCUGAACCUUCACUAUUCCCUUAGUGAGCCCGUUUGUGCCUAAUUUGCUCCUCUUUUGUUUGAUUAAAACCUCACAUAUUUUGAGCCUAAGCCUAUUUCAACCUGCUUUUGUCCUUUGAAAACAUGUGAAUGCACUAGGUUAUGACGAGAUGAGUACUCCUAUCAUGUUAAUGUGUUGUUGAUGAUUCAUUGAUUUAUUGAGAAUAUAUGUUGUUGAAAAAAAAAAUAAUGGUUAAAGAAAAAAAAAAUAUAAAAAAAAAAAAGAGAAAAAGAAAAAAAGAAAGAAAAAUUUCAAAGAAAAGAAAGGGUUUAUUGUGUAUACAUUCAUUCAUGUUUAUGUCCUAUAUGUAUAUGUUAGAGUUGAUGCAUACUUUUUGAGGAUUGUGGAUAUGUUAAGGAGCUACUCUAGAGUUUUAUUGAUGGAAGAUCCAGUGUGUUGCAUGUUUUCAGUCAUAUAUUGAGCCUUUUUGAUCCUUUUUCCUUGUUUAUCCCACCUAUACGCACCCAAGCCCCAUUACAACCAAAAUGCAAGACCUUUUGAUUUGUGCAUUGGUUCCAUAUUUUGGUGGAGAUAGUGACAUAAGGGCAAACUGUGUUUGAAGGCAUAAAGUUGUGAAUUGUGUGAAUAUAUUCUGUCCAUAUUUGUCUUUUGAGAGAAAUUGAGUGAACUUGGUGAGGCAGGAUUGAAUUUGCACAAUUUUGACUUGAAUGAAGAACAUGGCAUAAUUUUCUGAGCAAGAGCAUGGUUAGUGGUUUGUGGAUGAUUGUAUCUUGAUCAAGAUUUUGAGUAUAAUCUAUCAUAUUGUUGCCAAAGCUUUGUUUUUGCUGUUUUGAGUCUUCUUUUGAUCCUUCCCUGUCGUUUUGUUCUUUUUGGUGCUCGAGGGCGAGCUUUGUUUAAGUGUGGGGGGAUUUGAUUGGGCGUAUUUAUACGCAUUUAUUUGGGGGAUUUUAGAAUGUUUUCAAUGCUUAAUUCGUGUUAAAUAUAAUCUUUUGGAUAUGGAUUAUGGUCUUAUGUGAAUUUUGAUGGUAUUUAAUAGGUUUUGAAGAAAAGACAUGAUUUUGAGAAGAAUUUUGAAAGCUUGAAGUGGUAGAGAAUGAAGGCUGUGCGGACAAGGAUUAAUGGGCUGGAUCUUUGAUUAUUAUUAACUGAUCAUAUUUAAAUUGUUUUGGGAUUGGGAAUAGUUCCAAAUUUGGACCUUUGCACCACUUUUCCCUAUUAGCUUUUACGUCAUUAGACUAGUUGCCUAGUUGCCUAAUUAGACUUGUUUUAGUUGCCUUAUUAGACUAAGGUUUUGAUUAUUAGAUAGUAUAUAUAAUGGUAUUCAGCACACUUUAAUCACAAUACAAUAUAUCACAUAGCUUCUGCAACUUUGGAGAGCAGAAUUCUGGACGCAAGUUUUGGAGCAAUUCAAGUUUUAUUUCUUUCA